AUUGAAAUCUAUUGUCUAAUCUCGAUAUACACCCUCAGUCUAAAAAAUCCACCGAUUUCCGAUUUUUCUCAAAAUCAUAAUAAUUCGCUGCAUCCCAAUUUGCAAAUUCCAUAGUUUGUAAAGAGAGGAAAAAAGGAUCAGCGGAGUUCUGGGAAAAACUGAUCAAUCCACAGUAGAUGCAAUGCUGGUCCUGGUGCUGGGGGAUCUCCACAUUCCGCAUCGAUGCAGUACCCUUCCAGCCAAGUUUAAGAAACUUCUAGUGCCCGGACGGAUUCAUCACAUCCUGUGUACGGGGAAUCUCUGCACCCGGGACACGUAUGAUUACCUAAAGACACUGGCAAGUGAUGUUCACAUUGUCCGUGGGGAUUUUGACGAUGGGCACGCAUAUCCCGAUCACAAGGUUGUCACUGUUGGACAGUUUCGGAUUGGCCUGACGCACGGGCACAAAAUUAUGCCAUGGGGUGACCCCGAGGCAUUGGCUUUCCUGCAGAGGCAACUCAAUGUGGACAUUCUCAUUUCCGGGCAUACACACAAAUUUGAGGCGUACGAGCAUGAGAGUCGCUUCUAUAUCAAUCCAGGCUCUGCAACUGGUGCCUAUAGUGCUAUCAGUGCAAAAGCAACCCCCUCCUUUGUUCUCAUGGACAUCCAGAGCGCUACUGUGGUCACCUACGUCUACCAAUUGAUUGGGGACGAAGUAAAGGUGGAGCGUAUCGAAUAUAAGAAAAACUAAAAUUUCCCAAUAAAGGCUCUUAGUUUUGUGGAAAAUUAA
Lutzomyia longipalpis is the source of this 769-nucleotide messenger RNA. It is a transcript of the gene Vps29, whose product is annotated as vacuolar protein sorting-associated protein 29. The transcript has 2 exons. The coding region runs from base 182 to 730 and encodes 182 amino acids. NCBI's taxonomy places the organism in Eukaryota, Metazoa, Arthropoda, Insecta, Diptera, Psychodidae. Gene Ontology annotation, biological process: retrograde transport, endosome to Golgi; intracellular protein transport. The record is from RefSeq and is a predicted model, not a curated record. Gene Ontology annotation, cellular component: retromer complex; endosome.